Aethalodelphis obliquidens (Pacific white-sided dolphin) is the source of this 4362-nucleotide messenger RNA. RefSeq names its product SREBF chaperone (gene SCAP). The transcript has 22 exons. Gene Ontology annotation, biological process: SREBP signaling pathway; regulation of cholesterol biosynthetic process. Gene Ontology annotation, cellular component: Golgi membrane; SREBP-SCAP complex; endoplasmic reticulum membrane. Lineage: Eukaryota; Metazoa; Chordata; Mammalia; Artiodactyla; Delphinidae. Gene Ontology annotation, molecular function: sterol binding; protein binding. Bases 290 to 4210 code for a protein of 1306 amino acids. The record is from RefSeq and is a predicted model, not a curated record.
ACUCCUUUUGCUUCUCCCUUCUGGUCUCACACUUCUGAGGAAUCAUCUCCUUGGCCUGGGUUUUCAUCCGUGAGCUGAAUCAAGCCAAGAUACAUGUCUGGGCAGCUUCCCUGUAGCACAGACGAAAGAAAACAGCAACAUGGAACAGGAGAAGUGGAUUUAAACUUGAAUUUCAUCAGCGAGCUCAGUGCCUGCCUGCAGAUGGUGUCCAUUGUCAGUGCUGCCCAACGUGUGCCAGGCUGAUCCAUGGUCACUUUCCGGGAUGGCAGCAAGGUGACUUCAGCUGAGGAUGACCCUGACUGAAAGGCUGCGUGAGAAGAUAUCUCAGGCCUUCUACAACCAUGGGCUGUUCUGUGCGUCCUACCCCAUCCCCAUCAUUCUCUUCACGGGGCUUUGCAUCUUAGCCUGCUGCUACCCACUGCUGAAACUCCCGUUGCCAGGAACAGGACCCGUGGAAUUCACCACUCCUGUGAAGGAUUACUCGCCCCCGCCUGUGGCCUCUGACCACAAGCCAGAAGAGCCUAAUGAGCAGCCAGAGUGGUACGUGGGUGCCCCGGUGGCUUAUAUCCAGCAGAUAUUUGUGAAGUCUUCAGUAUCUCCCUGGCACAAGAACCUCCUGGCAGUAGAUGUGUUCCGCUCACCUCUUUCCCGGGCAUUCCAGCUGGUGGAGGAGAUCCGGAACCAUGUGCUGAGAGACAGCUCCGGGACCAGGAGCCUGGAGGAGGUAUGCCUGCAGGUGACCGACCUGCUGCCAGGCCUCAGGAAGCUCCGGAACCUCCUACCCGAGCACGGAUGCCUGCUGCUGUCCCCUGGGAACUUCUGGCAGAAUGACCGGGAACACUUCCAUGCUGAUCCUGACAUCAUCGGAACCAUCCAUCAACACGAACCUAAAACCCUGCAGACCUCGGCCACGCUCAAAGACUUGCUGUUCGGUGUCCCUGGAAAGUACAGUGGAGUGAGCCUUUACACCAGGAAGAGGCUGGUCUCGUAUACCAUCACCCUGGUCUUCCAGCACUAUGAUGCCAGGUUUCUGGGCAGCCUGCGGGCCCGCCUGAUGCUCCUGCACCCCAGCCCCAACUGCAGCCUUCGGGCAGAGAGCCUGGUCCACGUGCACUUCAAGGAGGAGAUUGGCAUCGCUGAGCUCAUCCCCCUUGUGACCACCUACAUCAUCUUGUUUGCCUACAUCUACUUCUCCACGCGCAAGAUCGACAUGGUCAAGUCCAAGUGGGGGCUGGCUCUGGCCGCCGUGGUCACAGUGCUUAGCUCGCUGCUCAUGUCGGUGGGGCUCUGCACACUCUUCGGCCUGACGCCCACCCUCAACGGCGGUGAGAUUUUCCCCUACCUCGUGGUGGUCAUUGGGCUCGAGAACGUGUUGGUGCUCACCAAGUCAGUGGUCUCCACCCCAGUGGACCUCGAGGUGAAGCUGCGCAUCGCCCAAGGCCUAAGCAAUGAGAGCUGGUCCAUCAUGAAGAACAUGGCCACAGAGCUGGGCAUCAUUCUCAUUGGCUACUUUACCCUUGUGCCUGCCAUCCAGGAGUUCUGUCUUUUUGCCGUCGUGGGCCUGGUGUCUGACUUCUUCCUUCAGAUGUUGUUUUUCACCACUGUCCUGUCCAUUGACAUUCGCCGGAUGGAGCUAGCGGACCUGAACAAGCGGCUGCCUCCUGAGGCCUGCCUGCCCCCAGCUAAGCCAGCGGGGCGGCCAGCACGCUUCGAGCGGCAGCUGGCUGUGCGGCCGUCCACACCCCACACCAUCACACUGCAACCGUCCUCCUUCCGAAACCUGCGGCUCCCCAAGAGGCUGCGUGUCGUCUACUUCCUGGCCCGAACCCGCCUGGCACAGCGCCUCAUCAUGGCUGGCACCGUUGUCUGGAUUGGCAUCCUGGUGUACACAGACCCAGCAGGGCUGCGCACAUACCUCACUGCCCAGGUGACCGAGCAGAGCCCUCUGGGCGAGGGCGCCCUGGCUUCCAUGCCUGUGCCUAGUGGUGUGCUGCCUGCCAGCCACCCGGACCCCGCCUUCUCCAUCUUCCCACCUGGUGCCUCUAAGUUACCCGAGAACCAGACAUUGCCAGGGGAGCUGCCCGAGCCUGGGGCUCCAGCUGAGGGCAUCCAUGAUAGCCCAGCCCCAGAGGUAACCUGGGGGACUGAGGAUGAGGAACUUUGGAGGAAGUUGUCCUUCCGCCACUGGCCAACGCUCUUCAGCUACUACAACAUCACACUGGCCAAGAGGUACAUCAGCCUGCUGCCUGUCAUCCCAGUCACGCUCCGCCUGAACCCGAGGGAGGCCCUGGAGGGGCGGCACCCUCAGGACGGCCGCAGUGCCUGGCCCCCGCCGCGGCCUGGGCAGGGUGGGCUCUGGGAGGCCGGCCCCAAGGGGCCAGGCACGGCGCAGGCGCACAGAGACAUCACCCUGUACAAGGUGGCAGCACUCGGCUUGGCCUCGGGCAUCGUCCUCGUGCUGCUGCUGCUCUGCCUAUACCGCGUGCUCUGCCCUCGCAACUACGGGCAACCCGGCUCGGGGCCCGGGCGGCGGCGGCGUGGGGAGCUGCCCUGUGAUGACUACGGCUACGCGCCACCCGAGACAGAGAUUGUGCCCCUGGUGCUGCGCGGGCACCUCAUGGACAUCGAGUGUCUGGCCAGUGAUGGGAUGCUGCUGGUGAGCUGUUGCCUGGCAGGCCACGUGUGUGUGUGGGACGCGCAGACUGGAGACUGCCUCACUCGCAUCCCACACCUGGGCAGGCAGCGCCAGGACAGUGGUGUUGGCAGCGUGUUGGAGGCUCAGGAGAGCUGGGAACGGCUGUCGGACGGUGGGAAGGGUGGCCCAGAGGAGCCUGGGGACAGUCCUCCACUACGGCAUCGUCCCCGGGGCCCUCCGCCAACUUCCCUCUUCGGGGACCAGCCGGACCUCACCUGCUUGAUCGACACCAACUUCUCAGCGCAGCCACAGCUCCUAGAGCCCGCUCAGCCCGAGCCCCGGUACCGGGCGGGCUGCCGCCGUGCUCAGGCCUCCCCAGGCUAUGACUUCAGCCACCUGGUGCAGCGACUGUACCAGGAGGAGGGAAUGGCUCCCGUCCACACACCAGCCCUGCGCCCACCCUCGCCCGGGCCCACGCUGCCCCAGGCCCCUGAGGACGAGGGGGGCUUUCCUCCCGAGAAGGGCUCCCCUUCCCUCGCCUGGGCCCCCAGCGCAGAUGGCUCCAUCUGGAGCCUGGAGCUGCAGGGCAGCCUCAUCGUGGUGGGGCGGAGCAGUGGCCGGCUGGAGGUGGGCAGAGGGGACGUCUGUGCAGGGGGUUUGUGGGCCCUCCUAGCUUGCAGGUGCUCACAGCCUCUGGGCCUGCAGGUGUGGGACGCCAUCGAGGGCACUCUGCGCUGCAGCAGCGAGGAGGUCUCCUCGGGCAUCACGGCCCUCGUCUUCCUGGACAAAAGGAUUGUGGCUGCCCGGCUCAACGGUUCCCUUGAUUUCUUCUCCUUGGAGACUCACACUGCCCUCAGCCCCCUGCAGUUCCGAGGGGCCCCGGGGCGGGGCAGUUCCCCCACAUCCCCUAUGUACAGCAGCAGUGAUGCAGUGGCUUGUCACCUGACCCACACGGUGCCCUGUGCACACCAGAAGCCCAUCACAGCCCUGAAGGCAGCUGCCGGGCGCCUCGUGACUGGGAGCCAGGACCACACACUGAGAGUGUAUCGUCUGGAGGACUCAUGCUGCCUCUUCACCCUGCAAGGCCACUCAGGGGCCAUCACGACUGUGUACAUUGACCAGACCAUGGUGCUGGCCAGUGGAGGACAAGAUGGGGCCAUCUGCCUGUGGGAUGUGCUGACGGGCAGCCGGGUCAGCCACAUGUUCGCUCACCGUGGGGAUGUCACCUCCCUCACCUGUACCACCUCCUGUGUCAUCAGCAGUGGCCUAGAUGACCUCAUCAGCAUCUGGGACCGCAGCACAGGCAUCAGGCUCUACUCCAUUCAGCAGGACCUGGGCUGUGGUGCAAGCUUGGGUGUCAUCUCAGACAACCUGCUGGUGACCGGCGGCCAGGGCUGUGUUUCCUUUUGGGACCUAAACUACGGGGACCUGUUACAGACAGUCUACCUGGGGAAGAACAGUGAGGCCCAGCCGGCCCGCCAGAUCCUGGUGCUGGACAAUGCUGCCAUUGUCUGCAACUUUGGCAGCGAGCUCAGCCUAGUAUACGUGCCCUCUGUGCUGGAGAAGCUGGACUGAGGGUGGGCCUCCCUGCCCGUCUGGCUGGGGUGCUCUGUGGGGCAAUGUGCUGGACCUGGACUGGGGAAAGAGCUGAAUCUUUGGGAAGCUGCCUCUGAACUGUCCUGUCCUGCCUCAUGACUGUAAUAUUAAACUUUUUUUUAAAAAUCACA